Molecule: messenger RNA, 891 nt
Organism: Pseudocercospora fijiensis CIRAD86
Lineage: Eukaryota; Fungi; Ascomycota; Dothideomycetes; Mycosphaerellales; Mycosphaerellaceae
Exons: 1
Coding region: 1-891 (296 amino acids)
Biological process (GO): mRNA splicing, via spliceosome
Cellular component (GO): U2-type catalytic step 1 spliceosome
Source: RefSeq, a predicted model, not a curated record
AUGUCUGAGCGAAAAGUGCUGUCCAAGUACUAUCCCCCAGACUUCGAUCCAUCGAAGCUCGAGCGGCGGCGAGGUCCAAAGCAGACUGGACCGAAAGUCCAGACAGUCCGUCUCAUGGCCCCAUUCAGCAUGAAGUGCACAUCCUGCGGCGAGUUUAUAUACAAGGGCCGCAAGUUCAACGCUCGAAAAGAGACCACGGACGAGAAAUACUACAACAUCACAAUUUUACGCUUCUAUAUCAAGUGUACGCGAUGUUCUGCAGAAAUCACCUUCAAAACUGAUCCCAAGAACAUGGACUAUACUUGCGAACGAGGAGCGAAGCGAAAUUUUGAAGUAUGGCGAGAAGCGAAACUCGCCGAGGAAACCGAGGAAGAGCGGCUUGAUCGCAUUCAGAAGGAGGAAGACGAGCGCGAUGCGAUGAAAGAUCUCGAGAAGAAAACGCUUGAUGCAAAGACAGAGAUGCAAAUCGCAGACGCACUAGACGACAUUCGGCAUCGCAAUGCAGCACGAGCGCGCGCUGAGAAAGAUGGAGUCGGCAUAGCGCCUGCGGCUCCAACAGUGGAUGAAGAAAAAGAGAGGAUAGAGCGGGAGCUAGAAGAGCAGGCACGCAUGGCUUUUCAGAGCAGCACUGGCGAACGCGUGCGGCGACUGGGCGAUGAGCUGGAAGAUGACGACUCCAUUUUGAUGCCUCCGCCAGCGAUACCGACUUUCCAACGCACGGCGAAAGCGAAGAAAGAUCCGAAGGCUAUCCUCGGAAUCAAGAAGAAGACGACUGAGCCUGUCACUGCCCCAAUUGCAGAGGCUUCCAAGCCUGCGGUCGCAACUCCUAGCUCUGCGCCUGCAGCAACCCCGGUGGUAUCGCUGGGUCUUGGUGAUUACGAUUCUGAUUGA